UGUGCGCUGACUCAGCGUUUGCUGGAGUUUGUGUCGGGCUUUCUCGAGAGUGGAGCGUCUUCUUCCCUUCCCGUAGAUCCGUCUUCAAAUCUUACUAAACAAAACACGCUUUGCUUUGAAUGGGCUCGUUGCUGUUGAGGAUGAGGAGCGUGACGGAGGAAGGCCAGCAGACGCGCGAUGACGCAUCAGAGCUGGGACGUGUGACAUCAUCAACGGCGUUGAGGCGUGCCCGCGAAGGCCUCGUCUGCGGCGCACGAGCUAGCGGAGCGCUACGCCGCCCUGCUGCGCCUGCCCGGGUCAGAGGUCGCGGAGGCUCUGGAGGUCAUCCGCGUGGGGGCGCUGAAGAGAGGCGAACGGAACCAGACCUUCAGGGAAAGCGGCGUGGCCACCGUGGAGCUGCUGCUGCCGCCACGGGACGGCGGCAAGAAGUCCAAAAUGUCGAUGGAGACCCGGCUGGACGUGUGCGCUCAGGAGCUGAUGGACAGGAUCGCGGAGGAAGUCGGUCUCGCGUCCUUCAAAGUCAUCCUGAAUGGCAGGACCCUGAACGCCGGUCAGCGCCUGGACCAGCAGGGGGUGGGCAACCACAGCAGGAUGAUGGUCCUGAAGGCCUUCGACGCCGCCUCGGCUCCCGCGGACGUCGGGCGCGCCCACAGAGGCUUCCGAAUCCUGUCCGAGAGAGACGGCAGCGACGACCUUCAGGACGCGCCCUUCCUGGAGGUCGCCGACCAGAAGGGGACCCCGCUGAAGAUCCCCCAGCGGGAGAAGAAGGCGCUGAUCCUCGCCAUGGGCCUGCACGAGAAGGGGCGGGCCCUCAUGAAGAGGAAGCGGCACGACGACGCGCUCUGUCACCUCCUGCAGGCCGACGUCCACUUCAGCGAGUGCGGCUCGGCGCUGCUGGGCGUGGUGGACAACCACGGCGUGCUGCAGCUGGACAUCGUGUGGUGCUACCAGGCCUCGGAGGCGCUGUCGUGCCUGGACGACGGGCGCCAGCGCCUGCGGCUGGCCGAGGACUGCUUCGUCAGGUGCUACGGCGAGCGGCGGCAGAGGCUGCUGGUCAUCAAGGGCAACACGGGGCAGGAGGACGUGCUGUUCCUGCGCCUGCGCCUGCUGCAGAGCCUGCUGGCCUUCGUGGACGGCGACGACCUUCAAGCCCGCCAGCGACUGGAACAGGUACGACGUCGUCGGUUUCAAAAUGCCGCCGAUCGACGACUCGCCUGUCGGGCUCCAGUUUGCGCGCCGCCGGUCGCCUUGGAGUUUCGCGUGUGCGUCAGGUGGAGUCGCUGUACGCGCGUUUGAGUCCCGACGCCGACAAAAUGACGCAGCUGAUGGUGCUGGGCUUCAGCGAGAGAGAAGCGCGACUGGGCCUGCGAGCGUCCCGCGGCGACGUGCAGGAGGCCGCCUCGCUCGUCGGCCGUCGCAGGCGGGAGCGCGAGGAGCUGAGGCGACGCGAGCGCCAGAAGAGGAAAAAAAACAAGGAGAGUUUGGCCGUCCUGGCGGAGGCGGGCUACGGCGCCAGGGACGCCGCCGCCGCGCUGCGCCGGGCCAACGGAGACCUGGAAAGAGCCUUCCAAAUCCUGCUGGACGCCAGCCAGGCGCCGCCCACGUGCGAGGCAAACCUGGACCAGAAGCUGCAGCAGUUGUUGUAUUUGGGCUUCGAGCGGUCAGCGGCGGAGGCGGCGUUGGCGUCGACGGGCGGAGACCUCCAGUCGGCCACCGAGCUGUUGAUUGACAAUUGGGGGGCGGGGCCCUCAGAGGCCGCGCCCCCCUCGGAGGACGAGGAGCCCGGCACGUCUUCGGGCUCCGCGGACGACAGCGAGCUGGUGAACGAGGUCCUGGAGGACAUCCCGGGCGACGAGGACGACUACUUGGAUCCGACGCUGGAGGAGGAGCUGCAGCUCCUCAACGCCAUCAAGACCCACCUGGCGCGCUCUCCGGACCAGUGAGCGGGUCGGACCGGCGCUCGCUCGGGAGGUUCUGCGUUCCAAUCUGUCCGCGGAGGACCUCGGAAGUUGACCCGGCGCUCCGGAAGAGGCCAGACCUGCGACUGGACCGCGACUCGCCAAUUUGAACUCUUUUCUAAACAAACCUUUGGGGUGUCGACUGCAGUUGUGGCAAAUAAAGGCGGCUCUGGUUUUGGGUUCCUCCCAGAUCACAAAACGGCGUCGAGUGCCAGACGCCGACUUGAAACUUUCAAUACGGCUCGACCCGGCGGGGUUUGCGGUCGACCUCGCGUUCGAAUCCCGGCCUCGGCGGGCUUUUCUCUUCGACCGACACUUGAGAACGCAGCAAAGGGUUCGGUGACUUUCUUUAUUCUGCUUUUUUUUGGACUCCAGAGAAUAGAAAACUUUGCACCUGUUCGGCGAUCGUCUACAAAGUUUGACUUUUAUUAUUUGGAUUUGUUUUUUUUGAAUACACGCAGUGGUUAUGUAAGCUACAGGAUAGAUUUGUCAUGACAUCACGUUCUAAAAAAACUAAAUAGACAAAUUUGAUAUAUUAAAUGUUGAAAAUCCUUCA
Messenger RNA from Syngnathoides biaculeatus (alligator pipefish), 2514 nucleotides. It is a transcript of the gene nub1, whose product is annotated as negative regulator of ubiquitin-like proteins 1. Gene Ontology annotation, molecular function: protein binding. Lineage: Eukaryota; Metazoa; Chordata; Actinopteri; Syngnathiformes; Syngnathidae. The transcript has 14 exons. The coding region runs from base 120 to 1943 and encodes 607 amino acids. Gene Ontology annotation, biological process: regulation of ubiquitin-dependent protein catabolic process. The record is from RefSeq and is a predicted model, not a curated record.